UAAAACAAUAAAGCAUCAACAAGACUAUAUACUGCUAGAGCACUUGGGCUAUUAAAAAUGUACAAUUUUGUUUAUAACCGAACACACUUCGGCUAUGCUCAUUUAUCAUUUUGUAUUUCUUUUUUUUAUUACCAUUUAUCAAAUAAUAAUUGUUACUUUUAUUUUCAGAAAAAAUGUAUACAACAAUAUACUAUAUCUUAACUAUAUAAAUAAAAUCCAAGAACUAAUGAAUGGCCCAUGGUCCAAGGAAUCACAACACCAUUAGCAUGUGCCUCAGUGUAUUUAUACCUUGUGUUAUACUUGGGGCCGAAAUUUAUGGAAAAUAGAAAACCUUUUCACUUAUUACCAAUAAUUAAAGUUUAUAACUUAGUUCAGUUGGUAGCGUGUAUCUUAAUUUUUUAUAUGAUUUUGAUCUCUGGAUGGACAACUAAAUAUACUCUUGGAUGUGAGCCUGUUGAUUCAAACGAACCACACUCAAAUCGAUUAGCUCAACUGUUUUGGUGGACAUACAUGUUGAAAUUGGUUGAAUUUGCUGAAACUGCAUUUUUCAUACUACGUAAAAAGACAAAACAAGUUUCUGGACUUCAUGUUUAUCAUCAUGCUUCUACGUUUAUUUUAGCAUGGGCAGCUGUUAAAUUCUUCCCAGGCGGUAUGGCUUCUUUUCCAAUUUUAGUGAAUUCAGUAGUACAUAUUAUUAUGUAUGCUUACUAUCAACUUUCGUCUAUGGGACCACAAUAUCACAAAUUUACUUUAAAGUAUAAAAAAUAUGUGACUAUUAUUCAAUUGAUUCAGUUUGGAAUACUUGUAGUACAUACACUACAAGUUUUGUCAUCAAGUUGUUCCAUGCCUAAUGCAUACCUAUACGGAAUGCUACCAGACAUCAUUGUAUUGUUUUAUUUAUUUUACAAAUUUUACAGAAAUACAUACACAACAAAAAUAAAAAAUGUAGAGCUUAAAUCGGCCGAAAAAAUUAAAUAAAUAUCUCAUCAUUUCUAUUAUUCCUAUAAAAAUAUAGAAAAAUUACAUCAAACAAAAAUGAAUAAGCAUAUAAUAAUGCCAAGAAAAUAUUAUAAAAUUAAAUUGUAAAUUGUAAUAUUAUUUAUUUUUCUUAAAUAAUUUAUAUUAUAAUUUAAAAGAAAACCUAAAAUUUGUAUUAUUUUUCUGUUUAUACAACACAACAUUGAACUAUUAAUGUAUUUAGUGAAUUUUAUAUGAUAAAUUGUUGGGUUUAAUCUAAAUUUUUAAUUUCAUUUACUUAUUAAAAUGUACCUAUUAUUUUAUGUCACAAUCUUAAGUAUAAACAAUUAUAAAAUUAUUUUUACAACUGAAAUGAAAAGUAAUUUUAUUUCUGGUUCAUCAUGUCCAAUUAGUUAAGUAGGUAUUAAUUCAUUUUUUUAUGAUUACUUAACUAAUAUAUUCUCAUUCAAUUUGGUAUUCUUGUAGUACAUAUUACAUGCACAAGUUUUGUCAUGUAGUUGUUUCAUGCCUAAUGCUUUGGAGAAAUUGCAUUAAAAAAAAAUAAAGGCCUCGGUUAAAAACUUAAAAUUAGUUGGUUUAAUUUAGAAAAAGAAAUACAUUUUACCUACUGUUUAACAAGUUUAUUUGUU
Messenger RNA from Metopolophium dirhodum (rose-grain aphid), 1607 nucleotides. Its product is annotated as elongation of very long chain fatty acids protein AAEL008004-like. The coding region runs from base 238 to 978 and encodes 246 amino acids. Gene Ontology annotation, molecular function: fatty acid elongase activity. Gene Ontology annotation, cellular component: endoplasmic reticulum membrane. Gene Ontology annotation, biological process: fatty acid elongation, monounsaturated fatty acid; very long-chain fatty acid biosynthetic process; sphingolipid biosynthetic process. NCBI's taxonomy places the organism in Eukaryota, Metazoa, Arthropoda, Insecta, Hemiptera, Aphididae. The transcript has 7 exons. The record is from RefSeq and is a predicted model, not a curated record.